This is a messenger RNA of Rotaria sordida, 417 nucleotides long. The record is from the annotation of a GenBank genome assembly. Lineage: Eukaryota; Metazoa; Rotifera; Eurotatoria; Philodinida; Philodinidae.
AUGUCUCAAGUUUUUUUUAUUAAACGAGAUUUAACUGGAUCUAUGGGAUUGCUUCGUCAUUAUCCUACUGAUUUGGUUAACAAUGUUCUAGGUGAAUUAAUUAAUUAUGAAUUAGUACGACAAGGACGUACAAUUAUAUCAAAUAUUAGUAAUGAUCGAAAUAAUACAAAUAAUCAGUUGCUCCAUAAUAAUGGAACGACAUUUGAUCCACCACGAAAUUAUGAUACACAACAAGCAUUAGUUUCGUUUAAUGCAAAUUUACUUGAUCAAAAUGGUUGUCAUUCAUCUGAAUUUUCGAAUCAAUUGUCCAUACGGUCACAAAAUAAUCGUGAAAUCAAUCAGUUUCUAAAUUCUUCAUCUUUUAACAAUCUUACAGAAACGUCAUCUACAAGUCAUGCUGGUCUUUGUCGCAUAUAA